CUGCUGGCCAUCUGCUCUUCCACGAAUGGCUGCCCACCAAUGUGACGCUGCCGAUAUGUUUUGUCGAUAAGUUCGACCGUUGAUGACCAGGCUUGCCUCGUUAGCUGCUACCAUUAACAGCGGAGGAAGCCGCGCACUUAGCUGCUGCGUUUGCAAAGUGUCAGCGUCGUAGUUGUUCUGAAAGCACUCAUGGGUCUACGUGGGUCACUUGUUUGCAGGUAACCAGACGUAUUGGCUAGCUCGACGUGUGACUGGUAGUCAUCUGAAUUCGCGCUAGUUAGCUUUAGCUGUUAAACGGCAGCAAAGUCCCUCAACAUGUCUAAUCGGUUGACUGCAGAGCAGCAGCGAAAGAUUGAGGAGAACAGGCGCAGGGCUUUAGAAAGACGAGCCCAAAGACUUGGGCAGGCUGUCAAGCAGACCUCAGCAGGAUUCAACAGUACUUCAGUACAGAUACAGCCCUCUAAACAGAGCGUUGCUCCGGAUCCUGCUGCCCUCGCCCAUCACAGAGACACAUCUAGCCCAGCUUCUGCACCACAACGGUUUGUUCCAUUGCCCAGAAAAGAGUCACAGAGCUUCAACAACCAAACACAAGGUGCUCCAAAGCAUCAGCAGUUAUCAGAUAGUGGCAACCAAAUCAACCAGAGUCCGCUUUGUAACCCUGCUUCUUCAAGACAGACACAAGUUAUUGACCCACUUCCUCAGACAAGAAGUCAACAUGCGAGCAGCCCAAUCUUGUCUAGUGGAGGAGGCGUUGGUGUGAACCCAGCUCAGCCCAAACCUAACCUCACCUCCAGCAGCUCUGGUGGUGCAGUUGGCUCAUUCUACACGCAAGCGACUAGUAAACCUGCCAGAAGUCCUGUGGCACAGCUUCCCUCAAACUCCUCAACUUUGAGUGCUGUACCUGCAAAAAAGCCUGCCAUCUCUGUGAGAGGAAAAUGUUUACCUCACACAGAGGACCGCUUCAGAGUAGAAGUGGGCUACCAUGCAGAGCUUAUUGCUGUUUUCAAAUCUAUCCCCUCCAAGACCUAUGACCCUGCCACAAAGAUGUGGAACUUCAGCCUGGAGGACUAUCAACAGCUAAUGGAGGAGGCAGCAUCUAUAACCUCUGUGUCUUUGAGGCCACUGGAGGGAAUGGAAGCAGUGGACGUUGCAGCAGCCACCAGCCGAGCUCGUGACGGUGCAGCGCUUGGGGCGCUGCUGAAGCUGUGUAAUGGCUGGCAGAAACCUGGAGCCAGUCUGCAGGGCCAAUGCAUCCUGGUGUCUCGGACAAAGUUCGAGGUUGACAUUGGUUAUAAUAUCGCUGUCAUUGCAGCAUUCAAGCAAAUGCCAACAAAGAACUAUGACAUGAAAACAAGAAAGUGGAGCUUUUCACUAGAGGAUUACAAGAGACUCAUGGAUCUCCUCAGUGGGAUAGCAGCAGUGGAGGUGGAGCCUCUGCCCAGGGCAGUAAUCCAGGCUUUCUCUGCCAGGUUUGACGGGACUGAAGCCAGGUCUGUAGACGUCCCUGAAGCAGACCUUUCCAGCAUCGACCCCUCGCUCACCCGCAGCCUUAUGCCCUUCCAGAAGGAGGGAGUCAAUUUUGCAGUGUUUAAACAAGGCCGCCUUCUCCUGGCUGAUGAUAUGGGCCUGGGAAAGACAGUUCAGGCCAUUUGCAUAGCAGCCUACUACAGGAAUGAAUGGCCCUUACUGGUGGUGGCUCCCUCCUCUGUGCGAUUCACCUGGGCUGAGGCCUUCAGACGCUGGCUCCCCUCGCUGAGUCCUGACAGGAUCAAUGUGGUGGUGAAGGCCAAGGACAAUCUGCGGUCUGGUUUGGUCAACAUCAUCAGCUACGACCUGCUCAGCAGGAUGGACAAACAGCAGCCAGGAAACCCUUUCAGUGUUCUCAUCAUGGAUGAGUCCCAUUUUCUGAAGAACAUAAAGACUGCUCGUUGUAAAGCAGCAUUGCCCCUGCUGAAGGCAGCAAAGAGAGUUAUUCUUCUGUCUGGAACCCCUGCCAUGUCUAGACCCUCUGAGCUCUACACCCAGAUUCUGGCCGUCAGACCUGCACUCUUCCCUCGCUUCCACGAGUUCGGGAUCCGGUACUGCGAUGCCAAACAGAUGACUUGGGGCUGGGACUACUCAGGCUCUUCUAAUCUUGGGGAGUUGAAGCUGUUGCUGGAGGAAUGUCUAAUGUUGCGCCGUCUCAAGUCUGACGUCUUGUCCCAGCUUCCUGCUAAACAGCGGAAGGUUGUCACGGUGACUAUAGAUGGAAUCAACACCCGCACAAAAGCCGCUCUGUCAGCUGCUGCCAAGAAGUUGGCCAAGGGACACCGCAAUAAAACAGAAGAGAAGGAAGCCCUCCUCAUCUUUUAUAACCACACAGCUGAGGCCAAGCUACAAGCUAUCACUGAGUACAUCACAGACAUGCUGGAGUGUGGGAGGGAGAAGUUUCUAGUGUUCGCCCAUCAUAAGCUAGUUCUGGAUCAUAUCACCACCGAACUGGGGAAAAAGAAUGUCUGUUUCAUCCGUAUUGACGGGACCACCCCAUCAGCUGAGCGACAGCAGCUGUGUGAGAAGUUUCAGUACUCGACCAAGACCUGUGUGGCUGUACUGUCCAUCACUGCAGCUAACAUGGGUCUGACCCUGCACUCUGCAGACCUGGUGAUCUUUGCUGAGCUGUUCUGGAACCCCGGCGUUCUCAUUCAGGCAGAGGAUAGGGUGCACCGUAUUGGACAAACCAGCAAUGUUAACAUUCACUACCUGGUUGCCAGGGGAACAGCUGAUGAUCACCUGUGGCCAAUGAUCCAGGAUAAAAUGAAUGUCUUGGAACAAGUGGGUCUGUCUGAGUCAAACCUCUCAGACAAUGCAGUGAAUGCCAGCUUCCACUCUAAGGACCCUAACCAGAGGAGCAUCAUGGAGAUGUUCCAGAGAUCUUUCACAGCGGAUGACAACAUAGAUGAAGCCAUAUUACUGGAGGCCGCAAACGACUGGGAGGACACUCCACCUGAAAACAGUUCUGGUCAGCACCACGGCAUGGUCGGACGGAGCCCCAGCAGAAAGAGCAUCAAAGACUAUUUCAGCAGAUGACUUGGAAAAUUUUACUUUGGCAAAUUAUUUUAACAUCAUUUUGUUUUUCUUAUUGGAAGAAAUCCUAUUUCAAACUUUUCAGCCUAUCAUGACUGAUGUGAACUUGUUCUGUUUUUUAAAGAUUGACAAAUGCUUUAAAUGUUUGAGUUUUUUUGCUAAUAGGGGAAAAUAAAUAAAUGUGACUCAA
Messenger RNA from Xiphias gladius (swordfish), 3253 nucleotides. It is a transcript of the gene smarcal1, whose product is annotated as SWI/SNF related, matrix associated, actin dependent regulator of chromatin, subfamily a-like 1. Gene Ontology annotation, cellular component: nuclear replication fork. The transcript is spliced from 17 exons. Gene Ontology annotation, molecular function: ATP binding; ATP-dependent chromatin remodeler activity. The record is from RefSeq and is a predicted model, not a curated record. Gene Ontology annotation, biological process: replication fork processing; DNA repair. The coding region runs from base 316 to 3066 and encodes 916 amino acids. NCBI's taxonomy places the organism in Eukaryota, Metazoa, Chordata, Actinopteri, Istiophoriformes, Xiphiidae.